This is a messenger RNA of Macrosteles quadrilineatus (aster leafhopper), 3944 nucleotides long. RefSeq names its product palmitoyltransferase Hip14-like. The transcript has 13 exons. The record is from RefSeq and is a predicted model, not a curated record. Gene Ontology annotation, cellular component: Golgi membrane. Gene Ontology annotation, molecular function: palmitoyltransferase activity; protein binding. Lineage: Eukaryota; Metazoa; Arthropoda; Insecta; Hemiptera; Cicadellidae. Bases 179 to 2113 code for a protein of 644 amino acids. Gene Ontology annotation, biological process: protein palmitoylation.
UGGUUGUUAUCGUCUCCAAGGGGUUGGGUUUUGCUGUUAAAAUACAUCUUUAAGAUUUAACAAUUUGUUUUAAUAACUGCUGCAGUUUUUUACUUUAUGAAUAUUAUAAUAGGCCUAAACGAAUAAAUCGAUUUUAUAUGGUUUAUGAGAAAAUCAUAGAACCUGGAUUGCCAUUAGCAUGAUUCCGUUAGAAUACCAGUCUGCAUGUAAUCCUGUAAACUUUGUUGCUCAGGAUGCUUGCAAACCCCAUUACCAUCAUGGUUGUGAGAGCAAGCAUGAUGGCAAUACAUUCCAAGAGACGAUGGCAAACCAGAAUACAACAGUGGAGACUGAUUGCAGCAACUUUGACAUUGUCAAAGCCACCCAGUACGGUUCGCUGGAGCGUUGUCGACAGCUGGUGGAGGCUGGGUACGAUGUGAAUCAGCCUGACAAUGAGACAGUCACGUUGCUACACUGGGCUGCCAUCAACAACCGUCUGGACAUCAUCAGGUACUACGUGUCCAAGGGAGCUGUGGUGGACGCUGUAGGCGGAGAACUUCUAGCCACCCCCCUCCACUGGGCCACCAGACAAGGUCAUAUUGGCAGUGUCACGUUGCUGAUGCAGUAUGGUGCUGAUCCUUCGCUGAGGGACGGUGAGGGCUGUUCCUGCAUCCACCUGGCUGCCCAGUUUGGCCACACGGCCAUCGUGGCCUAUCUGGUGGCCAAAGGUGUCAAUCCUAACAUGCAAGACCGCAACGGCAUGACUCCUUUGAUGUGGAGCGCUCAUAAAGUACACAGUUUAGAUCCGACCAGGCUACUGUUGACGUUUGGGGCCUCCACCACCAUACAAGACAAGUACCAACAGAACACUGCGCUGCACUGGGCUAUCCUCUCUAAGAACCACACGGCUGUUAGCACUCUAGUCAUGCACGGAGCUAGUCUCGACAUCGCUAAUGCACAGGGGGAAACUCCAUUCUCGUUGUUGAGUUCACCAAAGGCCUCUUCAUGGGUCGGCAAGAAAGUUCUAGAGAAGGUUGUUGAACAUUCUGGUGCUCACACUAGACAGAACUUCUGUAGAAGGUUCACCAGUGAUAAGAGGAUAAGAUAUUGGUGCAUGGUGGGAACACCUUUCCUAGCGUUCUACGCCAUCGGGGUCACUCUACAAACGAACCUACCUUACCCAGUCAAAAUAGCCAUCCUAGUCAUCGGUUACAUCGGCAUCUAUUUUGCUGGCAGAUACGUUUUUGAUGACAGGCUUAUGAAUCUUCUUCCAAUGUCUGUGUACUUAGCUACUAAGUUCUGGUUCUACGUGACCUGGUUGCUGUGGGUCGCUCCUGCAGUUGACUUCCUAGAGUCCCUGUUGUUCCUGUCCAGCUCGCUGCUUCUCUGGCACUUCUUCCUCAAAUCCUGGAGAGGGGAUCCUGGGGUCGUGGCUGCUACGCAGGAUCAGAAGUUCAGGACAAUAAUUGAGCUGGCGGAGAGGGGAGGAUUUGAGCCGCAAUGGUUCUGCAGUUCCUGCCUUGUGCGUAAGCCAAUCCGCAGCAAGCACUGCUCAGUCUGUAACCGCUGUGUUGCUAAGUUUGACCACCAUUGUCCCUGGGUAGGCAACUGUAUUGGUGCUCACAACCAUCGCCACUUCAUGGGCUACCUGCUCAUGUUGCUGGUCAUGUGCGUGUUCCUGUUGUAUGGCUGUACACAGUUCUGGCUCACUGCUGUGUGCUUCGACAUGUCCCAGCCAAGGCCUCAUUUCUGGACCGUGGACCUGAUAGACUCAGGUAUGUGGCAGUAUGCUCAGUGUGACUCCUGGGUGGCCUGGGUGGCUGCCAAUGCCUUCCUUCACUCCAUCUGGGUGGCUACUCUCUUUGGCUGUCAGCUAUAUCAGAUAUCGGUGCUGGGUAUGACAACCAACGAACGUAUGAAUGCCGGCAGAUACCGACACUUCCACGGCACCCCUGGCACUACCAGGAGCCCCUUCCACCGUGGCAAGUGCCAAAACAUUGUAGACUUUGUACAGUGGCGAUGCUUUGGACUCUUCCGUCCCGAUCCUACUGACUGGAUGACCAGGUAUCACGUUCGCAGUCCAAUUGAGCAAGAACCUCUUCUCAACAGCAAGGACAAUUUCCAAUAUGUCUAACCGACCGUGGUUUGUUCAUUGUUUUAUACCGGCUGUGGGAAUUUAUUUUGUAUCUAUGUCGGCUGACAUUCGAUAGCCUAGUCUUAUUUAUUAACAUUUAGUUAGAUUAUACCUCUUUCAUAUGUGAUUCAAGUAUAAUUAAAACUAUGCAGAGAAACUUAGUAAUAUUACUAUAUAGUCUGGUUACAAUAUUUUAUACAAGCAUUAUGAUCAAUUUUCAUAUUAAAUAAAUCAAUAAUAUAGAUUAAAUAGAUUAUUAUUUUUUAAAGUUUAGAGAAUGUAUUUGUUAAGUGUUCAGAUGGUUUUUAAAAUAAUCAUGGACAACGCCCAUUAAUCAGUAUUUUGGUAAAAAUGACAAAAUAAUUUCGCUAUAUACAUAAUCUUUUAACACUAUAAUCAUAUAAAAUAAUGUAAAACAAUUAUUUUUUCCUACAGUUAACUUACCUGACAAAGCAGGCUUCCUUGCAAUGAUUAUAGCACACAAAGUAGCUAAUUGCUGCAUUUACUUACUUUUUCCUACAGUUACCUAACAAUGUACAUGUUCUCUCACUGAUUUGAGAAAGCAAAGUGGCCAAUUCGCUCAUCAGUGAGACAAUGUUAACAUUGUCAUGCAGGCAACAUGCAGGCAACGUCGUAUGCGCGCGAAAUACGUUGGCAGCACUGGCUGUAUAUCAGCUGGUCAGCUGUUGUACUGUUGUAUUUGUCACUUCACAUUAAAUGUUAUAUUAAAAGUUCACUUCUGUGUAAAAAUAGGUUAUGUUUCUUCACAAUUUAUUUGUUUUAUGGUAACUGUAGGAAAAGUAUAAUGUGUAACUUGAGUUCAAAGUACAAUUGACUCACUUAAGAGAAAUCCUUACUCACGAGCCGUAGGCGAGUGAGGAAUGGUUUCUCGAGUGAAGCACUUUUCUCACUAGUUGCACAAAUAACUAUUACCGCACUCAUUUUACUUGCCACACUCCAGUUUUCCAACCAAACAAAACAAUAGAGUGUGCUUUUAUAAGACACCUAAUAGUGUAUGCUUGAAAAUAAAUCGGCAACACCAAAGAUACUACGAUCAGCUGGUGCAGCGUUUCACAGCUAUUUAGUAUUGAUACUACGACUUAACCUGUUGUUUCAUGUAACGUUCUAUUGUUGUUCAACGCUUGGAUUUAACCUUACCUAAAAUGUGUUGUUUAGUGUUUAAAAGACUUAAAGAUUGAUAUGAUUUGUUUAUAGUAACUGUAGGAAAACUAUAAUGUGUAAGGUGAGCGCAAAGUCCUACUUUGUGCAUUAGUUACAAAAAUAACUAUUAUUUUUAUAUUCCAAUACCAGUGGCAUAUUUAAGUUUUUUUUAUUGAAAGUUCAAACCCUGGUCUUGUUAGUAUUUAUUUUUAGUACUUUUCUAUUAUAUCCAGUAAUGUAUUAUGUUAUUUUCUUGUUAGUUAAAUAACUAUUGAAUACUUAAGAAAAGUUAGAAAUAAAACCAUUACUGUCUAGUCUACUUUGGUCCAGUUAUGUCGUAUUUGGAAACAAUUUCUCUAAAUAUUGUUGACGAGGGAUUCUUUCCUCCAAUAGCAAUUUGUUUACCAUUUCUUGCUUGUUGUUAUUAUUUUGUACAUAUCAGUUUUAAUUAUUUAAUAUUUAUCUAAAAAAAUAACAAGAUUUUAAUCAACUUUUGCAUAGAGGCUCUGAUUUUACCUUUUUUUGUGAAUAUCAAGGCAAUUAUGGAAUCAAAUAGUUUAAUAAUUUAGUUUUGUAAUUAAAUUGAACACGCUUCUUUAUUUAAUCGUAAUAUGCACAUGCAUUAGAAAGGAAAAAUAUUGCUUUAUGAUGUUGUAAAAAUUAUAUUUUA